UCAGCAAACCUGGACGCGGAGGAACUCAAGGUCCAAGUUUUCAAUCCCAGAGACUGGAAGUUCAUUUUGCUUUGUGGCUGGAAAGAAGUCAUACUCUGUCCUAUGACACGAGAGCAGUAUAUAUUAGCAACACAACAGAACAGCCUUCCAAGGACUGAGCAACCUCAGUUUUACCCAGUAGGGAUUUAUGGAUGGCGAAAGAGGUGCUUAUACUUCUUUGUCCUACUGCUGUUGGUUACCAUGAUUGUUAAUUUAGCAAUGACAAUAUGGAUUUUGAAGGUUAUGAAUUUCACAGUGGAUGGAAUGGGAAAUUUGAGAGUCACUAAAAAAGGAAUACGACUUGAAGGAAUAUCUGAAUUUCUACUUCCACUAUAUGUGAAAGAAAUCCAUUCCCGGAAGGAUAGCCCACUGGUCUUACAGUCUGACAGAAAUGUAACAGUGAAUGCAAGAAAUCACAUGGGACAGUUAACUGGACAACUGACAGUAGGAGCUGAUGCUGUGGAGGCUCAGUGUAAGAGAUUUGAAGUGAGAGCAAGUGAAGGUGGAAGAGUAUUGUUUUCUGCAGAUGAAGAUGAGAUUGUCAUUGGAGCUGACAGACUGAAAGUAACAGGCACAGAAGGGGCAGUGUUUGGGCACUCUGUGGAGACACCCCAUAUCAGAGCAGAACCUUCCCAAGACCUCAAACUUGAAUCUCCUACUAGAUCUUUGGUAAUGGAAGCACCCAGGGGAGUGCAAGUCAGUGCAGCUGCAGGAGACUUAAAGGCUACCUGUAGGAAAGAACUGCAUUUACAGUCCACAGAAGGGGAGAUAUUUUUAAAUGCAGAUACAAUCCGCCUGGGAAAUCUACCAGUGGGUUCCUCUUCGUCCUCCUCGUCCUCCUCUUCUUCCUUCUCCUCCUCCUCCUCCUCCUCACCCAGCUCUUCAGCUCCUCGCCAGACUAUCUAUGAGCUCUGCGUCUGUCCCAAUGGUAAACUUUACCUGUCUCCAGCAGGAGCAGGCUCCACAUGCCAAUCCAGUAGCAACAUCUGCUUGUGGAGCUAGAAUGACUCCAUUUUAUCCUCACACCAGAAUAGCCUUUUGUUACUAUCCCUCUGCUUCACAGUUCUGCUCGGUUUCCCUUGUGACAAGUUCAACGCUUCAAACGGCCUGCAGAGCAACUUCUUCCAGUGUAAGCAGGAAUACAGCGCUGCCUUCUCUUGUGGUGUGUGGUGCCACUCAACAUAGAGAUGGGAGUGAGAUACUCAGAAAUAAAUGUAUUCUUCAUCAGGAAACCUAGAACAUAAAAUCACCUUUUUUUUCCAAAAGGGACAAUAACACAGGUGCCUUUGCUACUUGAAGUGAAGCACAUAGUUUUAGAUUUUUGCAGGACCUGGAUAUGAACUGCACAUAAAUAUAUAUAUAUAUAUAUAGUACAUAAAUUUGCCCAGAAUCUGAUGGUGAGAUGAAUUGGUUUCCCCUGUAUGAUAAAUAACUUUACUGUCUAAAAGCACAAUUUUCCAUUCAUCUUUUUGGAUGUAAACUUUUAUCCCUGAAUUUUAAAAUUUUGAAGCAUUGUGUGAUGCUUGCUUUAUUACACAAAUUCAGUAAAUGGUUUUUAAUACAAAAAGAGACAGAAUCCCUCCCUGAGUUUGGUUUCUUUAAAUAUGUGUUGUUAUUCUUUGUCUACCAAGUCUAGGGUUUUAUACACUAGGUAAAUUUUGGAAGUGCUCAGCAAUAUUACCUUUCAAAGUUAAAAAGACAUAUGCUCUUGUUUGUCAGAUCUGAAUGACCUUAUAUAAUAUUUUCAUGGUUACUGUAUGUGAAGUGAUUGAUUUAAGUAUAACAUACAACUUCUGGAAAAGAAGAACAGGGUAAAGAAGGAAAUUCUGAUGAUAUGUUUGUUGAUCAGUGUAUUGCUCUUCACAAGGUACUUGUAAUUGGCAAAUAUAAAACCAAAAGAGAAAUCUUCAAAGGUUCAUCUUACCCAUUUUCUGGCUAUGUGUAACUGCUGCCAUUUGAACACAGUAAAAAUGUUGGUACUAAUGUAACAUGUGAUGCUGAGAAGCAGUGCACUAACAACUUGUAUGACAUUCACAUUUAUUAUUCUCUUUUGUUUAUCAUCUGCUGCUAAGAUUUCAAAGUAAUAGUAGUAUAUAUAAAACCACAUAUUAAAUAAUAUUCAGUGUUUAAAAGUAUGUUGAUAUUACAUUGACUUUAUCAGGUCUGUGUUUAAAUUAUGCAGCCACAUUUGCAUUCAGAUCUCACUACUGACUUUCUUUUUGACGAAUCUCAUGACAGAUUUCUUUCUUGUAUCAAUGUUCGUACUUGUUUGGCUUGGUUGGUAAUUGAAAUAUUAUGAAAAAUGCUUUGGUAUACUGCUGGUAAAUUUGUCACAACAGUGAUUAACAAGAGUAUCUUGAAACUUGCAGAACCCAGGAAUGUUAAACAGUAUAAAAAUACUUCCUAUUGUGGAAGAUGGCUUGAUUACGUGAGGUAAGUGAUCUUUUUAAUUCUAUGCUUUAAAUUACAUCACCUAGCUUGUAGUUUUAGAGGAUUCUGAAUGUAAGAUCAUAAAUGACAUGCCAGCUUUUGCAAAGUAAUUCUAAAGUCAAGGCAGACAGUGCAAGGUGGGUAUUUUAUGCAAUUUUUUUUCUUAGAGAAAAAAGUGAAAAUGAGCAAACUAAUACUAUGAUUGCCUUUGCAUUUUAUUACCACGUAAUUAGGUUGAUUUUGUUUUCACUUCAGAUGAAAUUCACUCCUAUGCAGAAGACCAGCAUAAGACGUGUCAAUGGCUUGACUGGUGCUUGCCUUACCUUUGGUCCUCUUCAGAGGAGUGAAUUUCACCCCAUAGUAAGAAUUCUGUAUUUACAGUCUUUACCAGCUAAAAGAUUAAGAUUUUUAAACUGAUUAUUUUCCCACUUCAAAAGAAUAUAGAUGAUUUGGUUUUUGGUUGGUUUUUUUUGAGAUAUCUAUUCUUGGAAAGAAAAUGUAUAAGAAAAUAUUGCAAAAAAUAUAUUAGAAUAUGAGGAUUUUUAGUAAGAGGGGCAAAAAGAGAUAUAAAUGGCAAAGAAGAUGACAAUGAAAGAUUGAAAAGUGUAGCCAUACAAUACACCCUUAAAACUGUAGGGAUAUAGAUGUCUUUUUCUUAUGAACACAAGUAAUAGAAUGGUAGUGUAAGAGUCAUGGAUAAAUAGUAUUUCAGGAGGAAAAGUUUAUAGAUAUGUAUGAGAGCACAUCUAUAUGUAUUCAUUGUCUGUGCACACCUACACAUACCUGUUGCUGAAAAGGUGAACAAACAUACUAUAGUGACUAAUCUAUUUGGUGAAUUAAAAUAUGGCUUCUUACAAAUUACAUAUAAAAUAGCCUAAAGCUUUUUUUUCCCCCUUAAAUAAACCCAUGAAAUGGCUUGCAGAUAGUUUAUCAUUAACUGUCUACUGAAAUAUUCUUAUUUAUUUGCUUUUUACCUUAUGUGAUUACUUACCUGUUAUGCGUAUAAAAAAGGUUUCUACCUGCUGGAUGGAAAGACCCAACCUUUAUAAAUUUUACACAACUUGGGUGGGAACAGACAGGUAUCAAAAAAAUCUUUUGUUACUAGAUUCAUUUUACCAGCAAGAACUGGAACAACUGGCCACUUAGUAUGAAGAAAACUCAGAGCAGACAUGUGGAUGGUGCAUUAGACUCCACAAAACGAAGCCAGUAAGUCCACAUAGCUCUUCACUGUCAGGAUAUUCUUUAUUGAAAUCCCUUCAGUCUGAAAUAAAGAGUAUUUAAGGGGCUUCACCAACCUAUGAGAUAGUAUAGCAAUGUCUUAAUAUUCUGGUGAAUUUCAUAAUAUCCAUGUUUUACUUUAAAUCCAUCAAAAACUGUAAGAAGGGAAAAAAAUCAGUUUUUAUUUUGAAAAGUAUUUCUAGCCCACAUGAUUUCAGGGAUUUCAAUGAAUUCACAGAACUAAAAGUUUAGAACGCCAUCCUUAUGACUGCAAUGAAAUAUAUGAAAAGCCCUUAUUGGCUACAUUAAUUUAAUAUAUAUCAUAGAUUAAUCUCCUGUAAAAAAAAUCUGUGUCAUGAUAUUAUAGGAUACUGUCUCUUUCUUGUUUAAAAAAAAAAAAAAAAAAAAAAAAUAAAAGCAUCAGCCAACCUCUCUGAGCACUGUUAUGGUUUUGUAUUGCAGUUCAUUCAUCGUCUAAGUGUUAAGACCAAAGACUGACACUUCUAUUAAAUCUAACACUAUGACACUGCUGUUUCUACUAAUUCUGUUGGAAUGAAGAGAUGAGAAGUUGUAAUUACAACAUGAAAUUGUAAAAUAGUUUAGAUUUGUGCAGCAUUUUGAGCUGUAGACUGUCACUUUUUUCUAGGGUUUAAAUUUUUUGUCAGUGUGUUGCAGUUACCUUACUGUUCAUUCAUAGGGGUAUCUUUUGGUGAAAACAAAGGAGUAUGUAUUCCAAAACUUGCCAAGACAUUUUUUUUCUUUCAACUGGUUAUACUGGUUUGCUUGCAAAACAGUGGUUUGUCUGGAUAACAGAACUCACUUUAAAUCAUUUUAGAUGCAGAGGGCUAUUAAGUCUGGAUUGAAGAUACAGCCAUAAAUGUUUAGAAGGAUUUAAUGAAGGAUGUUUAAGAUAAUUUGUUGCUAACAUAAUGUAUUUUUUAGGGUUUUGCUUUGUUUUUAGAUUCUAAAUAAUUGCUAAAUAAAAAAAAAUCAAAACCCCACAAACUAGACUGGAAUUGUUAUCAACUGAUUAAUGUAAUGUACAUGAAAGUCGGAUCAAAGUUUGAGUGUCAUAUUGUUUCUAUCAGUACUCAGUAAAGGUAUACUAACCAUUUUUAUUUUGUAACCUUCAUGUUAAUGAUUUUCUUGUGUA
Myiozetetes cayanensis is the source of this 4840-nucleotide messenger RNA. It is a transcript of the gene SGCZ, whose product is annotated as sarcoglycan zeta. Bases 103 to 1041 code for a protein of 312 amino acids. Gene Ontology annotation, cellular component: sarcolemma; sarcoglycan complex. The record is from RefSeq and is a predicted model, not a curated record. The transcript is spliced from 9 exons. NCBI's taxonomy places the organism in Eukaryota, Metazoa, Chordata, Aves, Passeriformes, Tyrannidae. Gene Ontology annotation, biological process: heart contraction; cardiac muscle tissue development.